Microplitis demolitor is the source of this 1877-nucleotide messenger RNA. RefSeq lists its product as hypothetical. The coding region runs from base 481 to 879 and encodes 132 amino acids. The record is from RefSeq and is marked provisional. The transcript has a single exon. Lineage: Eukaryota; Metazoa; Arthropoda; Insecta; Hymenoptera; Braconidae.
UAUUUUCAGCGAUAAUAAUGUCAAAAGAUCAUGAACAGUAGUUCAACAAUAGUUCAACUAUUGAAGUAACAAUACAAAAACAAGGCAAUAAAAACGCUGUCAAAUACUGGGUAUUUAAGAUGGUGGUACUUCGUGUAUUGCCAUCAGUGUGAGCUUGCUUCCAUAGAGAGAAUACGAUUUUGAGUGGUGAUUCAUCAAACGCAGUAAGUUUUUUUUUUUAAUUCUGGUACACACUGAUAGAAGACAACAGGACAUUACAGUCCUUGUUCGUGAUUACCUACCCGAGUUGAAGGGGAAAGUGGCAUACCCGCGCAUUAGGAUGUCCUACGUUUCUAGUAUACGGGCGAUUUUUCACUAGAUUAGCACCUGAAAGUGUAAUAUCAAAACCAAAGUACGACUUUGUUCUCUCAAACCACUAAAAUUCAAUUAUUCCCUGCAGGUUUAAUAAAAAAUUUAUUUUCACCUAAAUUGUAAUUACAAAUGCAAUCAAUGUUUCAGAUUGAGGAAAUGAACAGUUUCAUACAAAAAUGUAAAGAAACAGGAGAAGAAAUGAAGUUCAUAGCCUCUGAAAAUAUUCAAAAAGUGAAGAAUAUGACGGGUAGCAAUCUAACGGCAGAUGACAAAAACAAACUAUUGGAGUGGAAAAGCUCAGAAAAAUCCCGUCAACAAUCAAAUGCUUCUAAUUCCAACUACUCAAUGGCUUCGAGCUCUUCUUGCCAUUCUAAAAGUUUUAGCAAAGUACAGUCAAGGAUUGUCCUGAAGAUGCUACAAGCAAAGUCUACAUUCUUCUGUCAACCUAAAUCAGAAGAUCAACAUUGUUUAUCAUCAAGUUUUGAGGUUACAGAAACUUCCAGUAUCUCGGGGUCAUUAUCAGACUAAAUAUAUCACGAGCACUAAUUAUUAAGUCUAAUAAUGUGCAGAUUUUUUAACAGCCACUGAAGGCUAUUUUUUAUACUAUUAAAAAAAUCAUUUAAUUUUACGAGUUUAUGUAUUAAAUAUCCAACUUACCAACCUCAUUGAAAUCAUAGCCUAUUUAUUCAUUAACGACAAAUUGGAAAAGCUAAAAUCGUAAGAUGCCGAAAAUCUCGCUAAACACUUGAAAUAUCAUUUAUUACAAUCUUACCGAUGCAGUUAAUUCAAUAAUUGUUUGAUGUGAUAACACAUUUCUAAUCAGAAGCAGAAUUCAUACAAAUAUAUGAUAUGCCACAAUGAUAUGCCCAAUUAAGAGGGUUGAUAUUUUCAUCACCUGUCAAUUAUCAUUAGCAGUUAACUUAUGACCAUGCGAGUCACAGUAAUUGUAGCGUUUGAAAAAGCCCGCGAAAAGCUACGGCGCGGAUCCACUGAGUCUGCGCAUCGCGGGCAUGCGAGCAAGACAGAAGCCGGUUUUGUUAACCAAGGUCAAGUUAAUCUGAUAGAUGAGUAAUACAAGGCGAUGUCGUAUCAGUGCGCUUGUACGAGUUAUUUAUGUAUCUAACAUGUAGGUGUUUAUUUACAAUAAAAUUCAAUCGAGUUAUUCGAUAUAUAAUUUAUUGAGGAUGUUACUUCUAAAAAAAAUAUACUGCAAGAGAGCAAAAAUAUUAUGAUGUUGUAAUAGUGAUAGACAGACUUUGAAGUAUAAACCAUUAAUUUGCUUUAUAUGACGAACAGCUUGUAAGUAUACGUAAGUUACUUAGAAAAUUAUGAGAAAAUUUGGCUGUAAGUUAACCCUUUUAGUUUGAGAGUCUUGAAACUUCUUGGUGCCUAUCGAAUGAGGUUAGGGUGAGUCGAAAAGCGCCCUGGAUUCAAUUGUGCGCAAUGUGAGAGUAGUUUUGUUACUGUGUAUCACUUUCUAUUAAUUUUAACCCUACUUUGUGUUUGGUAACAGUGCCGUAGUUUGC